Messenger RNA from Rhinopithecus roxellana (golden snub-nosed monkey), 3031 nucleotides. RefSeq names its product SLAIN motif family member 1 (gene SLAIN1). Gene Ontology annotation, biological process: cytoplasmic microtubule organization; positive regulation of microtubule polymerization; microtubule nucleation. NCBI's taxonomy places the organism in Eukaryota, Metazoa, Chordata, Mammalia, Primates, Cercopithecidae. Gene Ontology annotation, cellular component: microtubule plus-end. The record is from RefSeq and is a predicted model, not a curated record.
GCCGCGACGCCCAGGGGACUGGAGGGACGCACUGAGCAUGUGCAGAUCAGCUCGGUGGUGGCUGCUGCGGCCGGAGGCGAGGGCCCGGUGCUGAUGCGAACCGCCGGCUCGGCCUCAGCCCGCGCGUGGUCGGCCCCCCAGGCUGGGGCGGCAGGGAAGGAGCCGUAGCCUCCCUGUGGCCCGAGGAGCCGGCGCGGCGGCGCGCACUCCCCGGCGGCCGCGGCGCCCUCGGGGCCCACGAUGAUGGCGGAGCAGGUGAAAUGUGCCUCGGCGGGGGUCAGCUCUGGAGCGGGCUCCGGGCCGGUGGUGAACGCGGAGCUGGAGGUGAAGAAGCUGCAGGAGCUGGUGCGCAAGCUGGAGAAGCAGAACGAGCAGCUGCGGAGUCGAGCGGCAAGCGCGGCCGCCGCCCCGCACCUGCUGCUGCUGCCGCCGCCGCCACCCGCCGCGCCGCCCCCCGCCGGGGCCUGCAGCCCAUUGGGUCCUCGGAGCCCCCCGGCCGCCACGGUCACCGCCGCGGCCUCAGGGGGCCUGGGGCUCGGGUUGGCGCUGGGCGCGGGCGGUGGCGGUGGCGGCAGCGGCAGUGGCAGCGGCGGUGGCUCCAGUCCCGCGUUCCCGGGCACCUUCUGCCUGCCUAGCCCCGCGCCCUCCCUGCUUUGCAGCCUGGCGCAGCCACCCGAGGCGCCCUUCGUCUACUUCAAGCCGGCAGCGGGCUUCUUCGGCGCGGGCGGUGGCGGGCCGGAGCCGGGGGGCGCGGGGACGCCGCCGGGGGGAGCUGCAGCGCCGCCCUCGCCGGCCCCCACGCUGCUGGACGAGGUGGAACUGCUGGAUCUGGAGAGCAUAGCCGCCUGGCGGGACGAGGACGACUACACCUGGUUAUACGUUGGCUCUUCAAAGACGUUCACCUCAUCAGAGAAAUCCCUGACUCCUUUGCAAUGGUGUAGACAUGUCCUAGAUAACCCAACUCCUGAGAUGGAAGCAGCAAGACGUUCCCUGUGCUUUAGACUGGAGCAAGGUUACACUUCCAGGGGCUCCCCGCUCAGUCCCCAGUCAUCUAUCGACAGUGAGCUGAGUACUUCAGAAUUGGAGGAUGAUUCUAUCUCCAUGGGAUAUAAAUUACAGGACCUCACUGAUGUUCAGAUCAUGGCUCGUCUGCAAGAAGAAAGUCUCAGGCAAGAUUAUGCUUCUACUUCAGCAUCUGUAUCAAGACAUAGUUCCAGUGUGUCAUUGAGUUCAGGAAAAAAAGGGACAUGUAGUGAUCAAGAAUAUGACCGAUACAGUCUGGAGGAUGAAGAGGAAUUUGAUCAUUUGCCACCACCUCAGCCUCGUCUUCCAAGAUGUUCCCCUUUCCAAAGAGGAAUUCCCCAUUCACAGACUUUCUCCAGCAUUCGGGAUUGUAGGAGGAGUCCCAGUUCCCAGUAUUUUCCUUCAAAUAAUUACCAGCAGCAACAGUAUUAUUCACCUCAAGCCCAAACUCCAGAUCAGCAACCAAAUAGGACCAAUGGAGAUAAACUCCGAAGAAGUAUGCCUAACCUAGCCCGGAUGCCAAGUACAACUGCCAUUAGUAGCAAUGUUAGUUCUCCAGUCACCGUGCGAAAUAGUCAGAGUUUUGACUCAAGCUUGCAUGGAGCUGGAAAUGGAAUUUCAAGAAUACAGUCUUGUAUUCCAUCACCAGGACAGCUUCAACACAGAGUCCACAGCGUGGGGCAUUUCCCAGUGUCUAUCCGACAACCUCUUAAAGCCACAGCCUAUGUGAGUCCAACCGUUCAAGGCAGCAGUAACAUGCCUUUAUCAAACGGCUUACAGCUGUAUUCCAACACAGGAAUCCCCACACCGAACAAAGCUGCAGCUUCUGGGAUAAUGGGUCGCAGUGCGCUCCCAAGACCUUCGUUGGCAAUAAAUGGGAGUAACCUGCCUCGAAGCAAAAUUGCACAACCUGUUAGAAGUUUUCUUCAGCCUCCAAAGCCUCUGUCUUCACUCAGCACUCUGAGGGAUGGAAAUUGGAGAGAUGGUUGCUACUGAUGCAGUUUUAUGUACCCUUGAAAAAUGGGAAAGAAGUAAAAAUGAGGGUUGUGUUACCUAGCUGGCUGGGUAGCAGUGGAUGUUGGGAUAUUCUUUCCCUUUUGUGUUUUAAUAUAUUUACUGCAUUGUUUCUCAAUGGACCAGUCACCAGAGACUAAUUAUUGCACUUAAAUAUUUGCCUGAGAUACUGCAACAUUCUCAAACCCAUGGUUGCAGUAUUGUGACACUUAGAUCUAGGAAGUUUUUGUAGAACUGCUCUGUACCUGAAUACAUUUUGAGAGAAUUGAGAUGUAUCAAUAAUGCUUUGCCAUAUGAGUUUUUUAAAGUAACUUGUUCAAUUUACUUAACGUGUUCUAAACAUCUUUCCAUUACAUGUUCUGUAUUUUAAUACAUUGCAUAUUGACAACUAGGUUCUAUAAUGUAUGCUUUGAAAUUUACUUUUUUAUAGUUUACAGGAAUUUUAUUUUUUGUGCCUAUUUCUUUUUACACCUGUGUGAACCACUAUGGAACAACUUAAAUUUUGUGCCAUAAAAAUAUUUUUGUGGUAAGGUACUAUUUUUUUAGCUCUAGGGAUAUAUCAGCAAAAACACAUCAUGCAAUUUGAGAGGCAUAAUUUUGUGUUGAAUGAGCACAACAUAAUUUGAAGCAUUGCAAGGAGAUAGCCAGACAGCAGAAUUAAAUGGUCCUGUCUUUUUCAUUGUUAAUUUAUUGUCAUACAUGGGUUUCAUAUUUAUAACGGCAUCAUGAGCUCAUUGCACUUAAUACCUGCAAUGUUUGCUACUGUACCACAAUUGAUUUUCAAUACUUUAUUACAAAGGAUGAAACUGUAAUGUUUUAUUAACAAUGCUUCUGGAAAUGAAUGCAUUUUAAAGCAAAUAAAUCUUUUUGAUAGACCUUUUACAAAAUCCAUUUGCACUAAUGAAUGCUUUCUUAUGGCAUAUAACUUAAUAUUUGUUACUGUGUACACUGCUGUUUUGGAAUGUUCAGAAAUAAAGACUCUAUUUCAGCAAUA